Molecule: messenger RNA, 4185 nt
Organism: Salmo salar (Atlantic salmon)
Lineage: Eukaryota; Metazoa; Chordata; Actinopteri; Salmoniformes; Salmonidae
Source: RefSeq, a predicted model, not a curated record
CCAAUCAUGUCAAUGCGAAGCUAUAACAGAGCCCUCCGCAUUGUUACAACAUUUGGGAGCCGAUGCGGUACGGAGCUUGAUAUGGAUGAAGCAUGAAUUGGCUUUUAAUCUAGGUGUCCGCAAUGGGUUAGUUCACUGAGAUUGGCUCAAAUAUAUAUAUGUUACUGCUCAAAUUAAAACAAUCUCGGUCGACCAACAGCCUAACGACCAAACAAUCUACCAGUCGACUAAUUGGGGUCAGCCCUAAUAAAAGUCACUCAUCUGUUUGCUACACAUUAAUUUAACAAACUAAAACCGAAAUAUUUAUCUAGACACACUUCAUGCAGGGUUCCCACGGGUCCUAGAAAUCCUUGAAAGUUUGUGAAUUUGAGAAAAAGUUUUUGAAAAUAGACAUGGGUCAUUGAAAGGGCUUGAAUUUAUAUGUUUUGUGCAAGAAUAGAAAUUGAAGUUAAGUUUUAAAAAAAAUAAGCGUCAGUAAUGGGCUACGUUCCGCUGUCUGCAUGUGUGUCUUCCGCUGUCUGUGCAUCCUUGUUUCACGCGCCACCUGCCUCGAGAGUGCGACGUCACGUGCGUGCAUAAGUGACUGAAGUCGAAUGAUGCAGAUUAAACAGCGGCAAGCAAACGAGAAAGCUAAGCUUAAGCGAACCUUCAGCCAUGCCUGGAAAAUGUAAAUUCCAGGACUCGUGGUUCACCAAAGACAUUUACAAAGACUGGCUUGUUAAAGAUCUGCGGGACAUCCAUAUGGCCCAAUACAGAGCCUGCAGCAAAUCAAUAAAAGUUCACGCCAUGGGCGAAGCAGCUGUGACGAGCCAUGCUGCUGGAGCAUCACACAGGACGGCACUCCGCAAGUUAAAAGCAGCUCCCACUCUAUUGAACUAUGUGGAAGUCAUCUACAUCACCACCUAGACAGUCUUCUACAACUGGGACCACAUUCACCACCACCUCAAGACAAAGAGGACCCAUUGCGGGCUAAGACAUUGUGGUGUCUGAAUAUGAUGGAGUCUCACUACUCUUUCCACUCAAGUGAACACACGGGUGUUGUGGAGGGCGCGGUCCAUUCAACAAGGAGCUGUGGACACCAGCAGGCAGGAUGGAGGAGAAGAAACGCAACAUCCGGAUCAUUGAAUGGGAGGACCUGGACAAGAAAAAGUUCUACUCCCUGGGUGUGUUCAUGACCAUGACCACCAGGGCCACAGUCUACCCGUUCACCCUCAUCCGCACCCGGCUGCAGGUGCAGAAGGGCAAGUCCCUCUACACGGGCACCUUUGACGCCUUCUACAAGAUCCUGAAGGCGGAGGGCCCGCGAGGCCUCUACCGAGGCUUUAUGGUUAACACCUUCACCUUGAUCUCAGGCCAGGCCUACAUCACCACCUAUGAACUGGUAAGGAAGUACGUGUCCCAAUAUUCCAGCAAUAACACAGUGAAGUCUCUGUGGGCAGGGGGAGCGGCGUCCCUGGUGGCCCAGACCAUCACUGUGCCCAUAGAUAUGGUCUCUCAGCAGCUCAUGAUGCAAGGCCAGGUGGGACACCUGAGCCGCUUCAAGGUCAAACCCAAAAUAAUGAUGGCGACAUCCAAGAGCAAAGUGACUUUCGGACAAACCAGGGAUAUUGUGGUGCAGAUAUGCGCCGCUGACGGUUUCCGGGGAUUUUACCGGGGAUACGUGGCAUCCCUCCUCACCUACAUCCCCAAUAGUGCGGUGUGGUGGCCUUUUUAUCAUUUUUAUGCAGAGAACCUUUCCAAACUAGCCCCCAGUGAUUGUCCUCACCUGCUGCUGCAGGCCAUCGCCGGGCCAAUGGCAGCAGCCACAGCCUCCACCAUCACCAAUCCCAUGGAUGUUGUGCGGGCCAGAGUGCAGGUGGAGGGCAGGUCAUCGGUCAUUGCAACCUUCAAGCAGCUGCUGGCAGAGGAAGGACCCUGGGGGAUGACUAAGGGGUUGUCUGCCCGCAUCAUCUCCUCAACCCCGACGGCCGUGGUCAUCGUGGUGGGCUACGAGACCCUCAAGAGACUGAGCCUGCGGCCUGAGCUGGUCAACUCUAGACACUGGUAAAUACCAGAGGGACAACCAGGGACAGACCCAGGCUAGACUGGGCCAGAUAGCCAGGGACACUGUCAAACACAGACAAAACAUGGCUACCUGGUCCCCCAUAUUGCUGAUUCGGUUUGCCUUUCAAAAACUGUUGCCUUUUUUAUGUUUUAAUGUGAGGUUGGUGGAUUUUAUCAUGUUUGGGCAGAGGAAUUAUGAUUCAUACCUUUUUGUUUUCAGGGAGUACAACUGUAGAUAUUGGAACUUGUCAAUUAGAGGUAUGGAGAAAAAUGUGUGAGUUGUUGCAGCAGAGUAAGCAAAUUAAAGUGUAAUUAAUAAGGAGAGUAAUUUAAUUUACCAAUUAUAAGGCUUGGUAAAUUUUACACUGGGUUAAACUAGUUUUCAAACGGGACUCUCACAAACCCUCUGUUGCCCUUAAAUAAUGGUGUUUAUGUUAACUUUAAAUGGUACAUGUUUUCAGCUUUGUAUUGUUCAUGUAUUCACCCAGUGGUUGCGUUUCACUGGCAAAGGUAAUGUAGACAACCCUGCUGAGAGCCUGUCGACAGGGCAGGUUAUUACAUUCAACAAACAAGUUCUCUUCCUAUGGUGAGAAAGGACCAGGGCUAUGUUGAAUAAGAGCAGAACUGCUCUCUAGUACCCUUUUUCUCUGAAUAUGAUUUGUGUAAAGCAAGUUAUUCAAAGUAGGCUUGGGAAACACUAUGGCAUGGUAAAAUUACUGGUGCUUCCUCAACACAUCUCAAUUUAAAAACAGUACUACCUACUCCUGCCCUCAAUGCUUGUCGACUGUUGGGAAUAGUACACUAUAUACAAAAGUAUGUGCACACCCUUUCAAAUUAGUGGAUUCGGCUAGUUCAGCUCCACCAGUUGCUGACAGGUGUAUAAAAUUGAGCACACAGCCAUGCAAUCUCCAUAGACAAACAUUGGCAGUAGAAUUGCCUUACUGAAGAGCUCAAUGACUUUCAAUGUGGCUGUGUCAUAAGAUGCCACCUCAAAUUUAUACCCUGCUUGAGCUGCCCUGGUCAACUGUAAGUGCUGUUAUUGUGAGGUGGAAACAUCUAGGAGCAACAACAGCUCAGCCGCAAAGUGGUAGGCCACACAAGCUCACAGAAUGGGACUGCUGAAGUGCGUAGCGUGUAAAAAUAAUCUGUCCUCGGUUGCAACACAAUACCAAGUUCCAAACUGCCUCUGGAAGCAACAAAAUAACUUGGUCUGGAGCUUCAUGAAAUGGGCACCCGCACACAAGCCUAAGAUCACCAUGCGCAAUGCCAAGCGUCAGCUGGAGUGAUGUAAAGCUUGGACUCUGGAGCAGUGGAAAAGCUUCAUCUGGCGGUUUGGCGGAUGCCAGGAGAACGCUACUUGCCCGAAUGCAUAGUGCCAACUAUAAAGUUUGGUGGAGGAGUCCCUGCAGCAAUGUUCCAACAUCUAGUGCAAAGCCUUCCCAGAGUGGAGGCUGUUACAAACUCCAUAUGAAUGGCCAUGAUUUUGGAAUGAGAGGUUGGACAAGUAGGUGUCCACAUACUUUUGAUCAUGUGUAUGGUGAGGCAGCCAUUUUAAGAGUCCAUUGUCCUGAAACAUGCCACAAUAUCAUGCUCUAUGAAGUGUUACUUGGCAAAAAUUAGAUUUAGAAAUGUAAUUAAUGGUUUCUAAAUGUACUACAUACAUUUUAUGGAGUAUAUGCUAUAGUGAAUAAGGUUGUGCUUUGAAUAUUUCACGUUUUCUUUCUGUAAGUUGUGAAAUGAACCUUGUUUGUAAGAAUUCACACAUUGAAUUUGCCCAACAGUCUCUGUGUCCUCUCUCUCCACAACCAACCUUAUGAAGGCUAGGAGCCAAAACACGUUGGUUUUAACAAUAAAGCAGAGUAGCGAUAUUUGGCACCAUGCUCAGUUGUGAAGUAUACCCAUGUUAACUGGAUAGGGUGUUCUGAUUUCUUCAAUGAGAGUUACAAUUAGCAACAAUUUCAGGUCACAACUGUGUUUUGGAUAAAUUAAAUAGAUUUGCACAAGUUAUUUUAAGUUGAUGGAAACUGUCACAGCACAACCAAGCCUUUAAAUGUCUCCUAAUGCUUAGCAAAAAAAUCAUAACUCAUGAAUUUGAAUUGCAAGGUCAUUGACAGUUUGUACAAUAAAUUGGACUUCACACUG